Stylophora pistillata is the source of this 5006-nucleotide messenger RNA. RefSeq lists its product as uncharacterized. Gene Ontology annotation, biological process: cytokine-mediated signaling pathway. Gene Ontology annotation, cellular component: external side of plasma membrane; signaling receptor complex; membrane. NCBI's taxonomy places the organism in Eukaryota, Metazoa, Cnidaria, Anthozoa, Scleractinia, Pocilloporidae. The record is from RefSeq and is a predicted model, not a curated record. Gene Ontology annotation, molecular function: cytokine binding; cytokine receptor activity.
AUGCUGGAAGUUCCAAGUACUCCAGUCUCUGGAUUAAAAGCACGUGCUACGGGUCCAUACUCGGUCGAGGUGUCCUGGAACACACCAUCCGAUGAAGACAUUCCUGGCAUAUUAGUUGGUUAUGUGGUUUACUACAAAGAAACGUCAACAGUCCGCAACAACUGGCGAAAAGAAGAGGUCAAUAACACGGAAGGUCCAUAUCCUAAUUUUACCAUCACAUCUCUGAAAGCUUACACAACGUACACUGUAAAUGUAUCAACGGUUAUUCUUGAAGGUGAAGGGAAAAGCGCCAGUAUAAACAUAGCUACAGACGAAAUAGGGCCCAGUCACCCUCCAACCAACGUACAAGUUUACAAUGCAAGCAGUAAAAGCUGUGACAUUCGCUGGAGCCCAGUUCCCAAAGAGUAUCAAAAUGGCGUCAUCAUUGGAUUUGAGAUACAGUAUUUUAACGACCAUGAAAGGGUAUCAAAAAGUAAAAGACAAAAUAUUUCAUCAGUCAUCUACUGGUAUCGCUUGACAGGGCUAGAUAUCUACACGAAAUAUCACAUCAGCGUUGUGGGUAGAACAUCGGCAGGGCCAGGGAACCACUCUAGCAACUCAAGAUUGAUAUGUACAACUAAAGCUGGCUCCAGCCCCACAGUUCUCUCCGCCAUUUCUUCCACGCCCCACAGCUGCCAAGUUACCUGGGAAGGUAUUCCUAGCAAGUUUGUCAACGGUGAACUGGUUUUUUACGAAGUUAGCGUGGAGAAAAAUGACUCUGCUAAACAAACGUCAGUUGACAAUUAUGGUACUACGGUGCUUGUAUGCAAUAAAGUUACUUUCAAUGUCACGAUCAACUUGCUACAUGCUUUUACCUCAUAUAAAAUUAAAGUGGCUGCGCACAAUAACAUUGGCAGGGGGAAUUUUAGUGAAGCGGUUGAAUGUCUCACGGACGAAACAGCGCCCUCAUUGCCUCCGCAAAACAUUAAAGGACACGACAUAAGUGCGCGAAGCAUCAUGGUCAAGUGGGAUCCAGUCCCUGAAUCUGACAGAAACGGUGUUGUGAGAGAGUACCACAUCAGAUACGGGCUGGCAGGAAAUCCCUACGAACUCCGUUCGAUGGUUACAGAUGGUUCGUUGUUUAAAGUCUUAACUGGAUUGAAGCCUUUUUCGAAUUAUUCCUUUGAGGUGGCCGCCAAAACUGUUGCCUGUAGUAACUACAGCGAACCCAUUAUCGUACCCACGGGAGAACUCGCUCCUACCACAUCACCAGAGAUCACUGACUUUUACAACACCAGCGCCCGCAGUAUUUUUGUCAAGUGGAGACGUCCACCAGAGCCAAUCCAGGGAAUCUUGCGUGGUUAUCGAAUCAUCUAUAAGAAUCUGAACAACUCGCAAAGUGAAGAUCAAAAUUCAACUGUGGAUGCAAAUACUUUGUUCCUUGAAAUCAGAGAGCUUGAAAUCAACUCUAAGUAUGAAAUCCGAGUGUUGGCAUUCACAGUUGCUGACGGUAAUGAAAGCGAGCCAGUUGUGGUUUUCACGGACAGCAAAGUUCUCCCGCCGCCAGACCGCGUUCCUGAAAAUUUAGGCCUGAGCAACAAAACUUCUACAAGCUGUGUUCUGUUCUGGGAUGGCGUCGCAAACUCGUACUCAGACCCCGACGGAGUUGUGGUGGGUUACUAUAUCUACUAUAGGAAAGCUGCUUCCAAUGGCACGUUUGAUAAAUUGGAUGUUGAAGAAGAUAAUAUUACGGUCUUUACUGUGGGAAACCUUGAAGAGUACGUCGAAUACGAGUUUAGCGUUAUUGCUUAUAACAUCUAUGGCGAAGGAAAUGCAAGUGAUACUUUUCACUGUAAGACAGAGGAAGACGGUAGAAUGGAUAAAGGGAAUUCCACGGCCGAGUACAGGCACGUAACACCAAGUGAGUUGAACGUACAGCUUACAGGAUCAGGGUCUGUUAGAAGAAAACGAGCGGCAGACUUCUCCUGGAUGUUGUCUGACCUUGAUGAAUAUACCCUGUAUAUCAUCCGCAUUCUGAUGUAUACCAUUGGUAACAGCGAGUACAGCAUCCCCUUAAAGAUUCGAACAGCAGAAGCAGCCCCGUCCUCACCCCCUACGGAAGUCCUAGCCGUCAAAGAAAGCUCUACGAGUUUAUUGGUCACGUGGUCUCAAGUCCCGUCUGAGGACCGUAAUGGCGAAAUAAGAGGUUUUGUGAUUGCCUAUUGGUUAGUCGAUGAUCCCAGUGAUGUUCAGUAUGUUAACAUGUCCACUAGUACCCCAAGUUAUAAUGUUAGCAGGAGAAGGAAAAAGAGAGCCGCCGACGAAUCAUUUAAGUAUAUUCUGACAAGACUGAAAAUAUGGACUUAUUACUAUGUCAAAGUUGCCGCGUUCACGAUCAGCCGGGGACCAUUCAGUGAGCCUUACAAGGCUCGGACGGACGAAGGAGUCCCUUGUCUGCCACCACAAUACGUCGCAUUCGAUGUCCCGGGGCUGACCUCGCUCCUAGCAAAGUGGAAACCAGUCCCCGAACACUGCCGAAAUGGAAUAAUUCUUGGAUACCGAGUCAAGUAUCGGCGACUGGAUGGCGUCUCAGGAGAGAGGGUUGAAAACACAACCGCUGACAUACUGUACGCGUUUCUUUAUGAUCUGAAGAUUUUUGCUAAUUAUAGCAUUGGAAUCGUCGCAUUUACAGGGAAGGGUGAAGGGAACUCCACUUUUGACCUGGCUUUACCUGACAACCUGGGAACAAAGAGCACGCCAACAAACUUAACAGCUUACAACUACACCACAACUUCCUCUGUUAAUGUCACGUGGGGACCAAUUGAAGACGAGUUGAUACUGGAGAGAAUCCUGGGUUACCGCGUCUCCUACAAGGCCGUGAGGGUUGGGGACCAGGAAGUUGAGGAGGGAGAUGAACCGACUUACAACAUAACUGUUCGUAAAGACACUUUUGAUGUUGUUCUUGAAGGACUGGAUCCGUAUACUAGGUACCAGAUCAACGUGUCCGGAUUUAGCCGCAAGGGGGAUGGACCAAGUGCGAUCACCGCAGGAGAUACUUGUCGCUGUCACAAGCGCCUAACCACCAAUUAUCGCCUCUUCCCGCCAUACGUGAACCAAUUUCCACUGACCCAUAAUGGAAACAUUAGUGUUGAUAACAUGACAGGGAUGCUCCCUCAAAUCCUCCAUGACCUUAUAGUCACUUGUUGCCAGACAUGCGCAGCUCAUGGAGAAUCGUAUGUGGACUUCAUGUACAACGGCACCAACGGUAAAGCCAAGAGGAAAAGCGAAAGAGAGAUGAAGACGUUGAUUGAAGACAGUAACGACCUCAGUUUCCCCGUGUAUGGCUGGAAGUGGCAAGAAAAUUAUGGCCCAGAUUACCGCUAUAUUCCUCUGGUUGAAUCUCCGGGCGUGGCCUUUAUAAUAAUCGAGCCUGAUGAUCGUAGUCCGGCGCAAAGAUUGCUGGAUGAAGUAUUUGCAACUUGGCCCUAUUGCGUCAUAUCAUCGCUUCUUGCUGCCAUAGCUGGGAUUAUUAUGUGGUUUCUGGACACAAAGUACAACUCACAACAGUUUCCUCGCUCAUUUUGGUGUGGUUCGUGGAACGGGUUUUGGUGGGCUUUUAUUUCUAUGACAACGUUAGGAUAUGGCGACAAGGUUCCGUCAGCUUACAUAUCCAAGUUGUUCGCCAUUGUUUGGAUCCUAAUUGGACUCAUCUUGAUGAGCAUUCUCAGCAGUGCUCUAACCUCUGCCGUUUCAAGCUUCGUGGUUCAAACAAACCUUACACUGUACGGAACCAAGAUCGUCCCUAUGAAACAUUUUUGGAAGUGUACAACGCACUAAUCAACAAAGAAGUUCAAGGAAUGUUGAUCGACACCUACGAAGCUGGAACCAAAAGAGAUCAAUUCAAGGACCCUCGGAAUCGUAUCCACACUAUAUACGACUACAAGUCUACCUACGGAGUGGUUCUGGCUGGUAACUCGACCAGGUUGCUGCAGUGCUCCAAAAGCUACAUACAGAGUCACCAGGACGAGAUGUUUGAGCACAUUGGGAAGUUUGUCUAUACCAUUAAGGAAGAUCACGUCCCUGAAAGUAUAGAAAUUGCAUCAGGUUUGUUUGAUCCGAAGAACAAUAUGUUCAGGUUGUUUACGUACACUGUGGCUGGUGUCGUAUCACUGGCAAUUCUACUGGGACUCAUACUGGAAUUUAGACAAUGGUUUUAUGCCCGUCAAAGAGAACAGCUCGGUGACCCAGAUAGAGAAAAGACCAAACAUCUCCAAGAAAUGAGAGCUUCUGUGGAAGACUUUUAUCGUAACUUCAAAACGAAUUAUUUUCAAAUGACAAAGAGACAUCGAUCCCAGCUUAAGAGCCUUGAGACUCGUCUGCAAGACAACAACAUGCCUUCUUCUAGGGCGAGUUGGCCGUGGUCUAAAAUUAUUAUUCCUGGUUUCUUUAAAAGCAAUUACGAUGGAAAGACGAAGUCUCCUACCGAGAAUAUCUACGGGAAUCCUGAGGCCUUUUUGUACUAGUGAAAGAUAGGAUCAAGAAGUUGUAGAUAUGGAGUCCGCCAGACUAGUAUCGUUCUUAGAGCAUUAUAUUCCCUCCUUGUAGUCCAAAAAUCAUCCGAAACAACAAGCUUUCCGCAAAUUGGACGAAUUUUCAUCGGAUUCUUGCGGUGGACUAAUGAGUUUUGAUCAACUUUCGUAGAAAAAUCUUGAUACACACGACUCUCGCCAGAUUUCGCUAUCACAAUUUUGGUCGAUUUGAUCAUUUAAGAUCACUCUAACUUUUGGAGACCCAAAAAGAUGUAGGAACCAUCAAUCUUGGGUCACCACUUUUCUUACGGUGCAAGAGAUAUUAGUUGUCAAUCGUUACUCAUUAACAGCCUAUUGGCUGUACGCCAGAAUUAACCGGCAUUUACCACUGGUGUAGUUUUAUUAGCAGGGUUAUCGGAUAAACGCAGUAAGGCAACUCGUCGCAACAGAUCAUCCUUUUGAAAGGGUAAUAAAGGUUACUUAUGUCCCAAUUUGGCG